GCCGUCGCGCUCGCGCCUUCUCUCCACUCUUAAAGGGGCCGCGCCGCCUCUUUACGUUUUUUUAUUCGGUUUUCCAAGCGCCUCCGCGCCGUCCGGGUGGGUCCGAGCCCCCCCGCCAGACUCCGCCGCCGCCAUGAGGGAGAUCGUCCACAUCCAGGCGGGCCAAUGCGGCAACCAGAUCGGCGCCAAGUUCUGGGAGGUGAUCAGUGACGAGCACGGCAUCGACCCCACGGGCACCUACCACGGGGACAGCGACCUGCAGCUGGACCGCAUCAGCGUCUACUACAAUGAGGCCACAGGGGGCAAAUAUGUGCCCAGGGCCAUCCUGGUGGAUCUGGAGCCUGGCACGAUGGACUCUGUGCGCUCCGGCCCCUUCGGGCAGAUCUUCAGGCCUGACAACUUUGUGUUUGGCCAAAGCGGUGCCGGCAACAACUGGGCCAAGGGUCACUACACGGAGGGCGCCGAGCUGGUGGACUCGGUGCUGGACGUGGUGCGCAAGGAGGCCGAGAGCUGCGACUGCCUGCAGGGCUUCCAAUCCGCGAGGAGUACCCCGACCGUGCUGCACUUCUUCAUGCCCGGCUUUGCGCCGCUGACCUCGCGGGGCAGCCAGCAGUACCGCGCCCUCACCGUGCCCGAGCUCACCCAGCAGGUCUUCGACGCCAAGAACAUGAUGGCCGCCUGCGACCCGCGGCACGGCCGCUACCUGACGGUGGCCGCCGUCUUCCGCGGGCGCAUGUCCAUGAAGGAGGUGGACGAGCAGAUGCUGAACGUGCAGAACAAGAACAGCUCCUACUUCGUGGAGUGGAUCCCCAACAACGUGAAGACGGCCGUGUGCGACAUCCCGCCGCGCGGCCUCAAGAUGGCCGUCACCUUCAUCGGCAACAGCACGGCCAUCCAGGAGCUCUUCAAGCGCAUCUCGGAGCAGUUCACGGCCAUGUUCCGGCGCAAGGCCUUCCUGCACUGGUACACGGGCGAGGGCAUGGACGAGAUGGAGUUCACCGAGGCUGAGAGCAACAUGAACGACCUCGUGUCCGAGUACCAGCAGUACCAAGAUGCCACGGCCGAGGAGGAGGAGGAUUUCGGCGAGGAGGCCGAAGAGGAGGCCUGAGGGGUUUCUCCAGAGGUCCUGAUCCUCGGCAGUGUUGCUCCUCCCCUUCCCGGUGUGUUGUCCCAGAGAGGCGUCAACCGGUGGGCGGCGCCUUCGGUGUCAUCAUCAUUGUCCUGCAUCAUCGUCAGUGUUGGCCUUGGUCAUCGGCGGCGGCAGCGGAGUCCCCACCCGACCUUCAGCGUUGCCCUGACGGUCUUCAAC
Pyrgilauda ruficollis (rufous-necked snowfinch) is the source of this 1309-nucleotide messenger RNA. Its product is annotated as tubulin beta chain-like. Gene Ontology annotation, molecular function: GTPase activity; structural constituent of cytoskeleton; GTP binding. Bases 134 to 1108 code for a protein of 324 amino acids. Gene Ontology annotation, cellular component: microtubule; cytoplasm. Gene Ontology annotation, biological process: mitotic cell cycle; microtubule cytoskeleton organization. The transcript is spliced from 5 exons. The record is from RefSeq and is a predicted model, not a curated record. Lineage: Eukaryota; Metazoa; Chordata; Aves; Passeriformes; Passeridae.